GGAAAUUACGCUAGGUUCUCAACCUGUUCCCUUUCUCCCGCAUUCUCCAUUAUGGUGCGGAAGCUUAAAUUCCACGAGCAGAAGCUGCUGAAACAGGUGGACUUCCUAAACUGGGAAGUCACCGAUCACAACCUCCACGAACUGCGUGUGCUGCGGCGGUACCGGCUGCAGCGGCGCGAGGAGUACACGCGCUACAACCAGCUGAGCCGAGCGGUGCGCGAGCUGGCGCGGCGCCUGCGCGACCUGCCCGAACGCGACCCAUUCCGCGUGCGCGCCUCGGCGGCGCUGUUGGACAAGCUGUACGCUCUGGGCCUGGUGCCCACGCGCGGCUCACUGGAACUCUGCGACUCCGUCUCGGCCUCGUCCUUCUGCCGCCGCCGCUUGCCUACUUUGCUCCUCAAGCUACGCAUGGCGCAGCAUCUCCAAGCUGCUGUGGCUUUUGUGGAGCAGGGUCAUGUCCGCGUGGGCCCAGACGUGGUCACUGAUCCGGCCUUUCUCGUCACUCGCAGCAUGGAGGAUUUUGUCACCUGGGUGGAUUCAUCCAAGAUCAAGCGGCACGUGUUGGAGUACAAUGAGGAGCGCGAUGACUUUGAUCUAGAUGCCUAGCGAGUCUUCUUGUCCUGGCUUCUCAGCUACAGGUCACUGACCCGGGGAUGGGGAGAAUCGCCUCCGUGUUCUGGGAAAUUUUCCUAGAAUUUGGACUGACAAUUAAGUGACAAUGUCUUGAGAGACAGUGGGAAGCAGUUUUGUACCGCACUGGGGAUUGCUAGCUUCUUGUGCCUUAAACUUUGUGGUGUGAAGCAGGAAUGUUACCUCUUCCCCUUUGCUUUAUCAUCUUGAAAUAGGACUGUCUGGAUGGAGAGUUUGAGUUCAGUAUAUUUAUAUCGUUUAAAGAAAUCCUUUCCUAAUGCCAAUAAAUGUCCCACCGACGUUGUUUAAGUGCA
Mus caroli (Ryukyu mouse) is the source of this 944-nucleotide messenger RNA. It is a transcript of the gene Imp3, whose product is annotated as IMP U3 small nucleolar ribonucleoprotein 3. The record is from RefSeq and is a predicted model, not a curated record. Lineage: Eukaryota; Metazoa; Chordata; Mammalia; Rodentia; Muridae. Gene Ontology annotation, molecular function: rRNA binding; snoRNA binding. Gene Ontology annotation, cellular component: small-subunit processome; Mpp10 complex. Gene Ontology annotation, biological process: ribosomal small subunit biogenesis; rRNA processing.